AUGAACUUUAUUGACAAUGCAUCAACAGUGACAUGGUUUACGCUUUCUGGUUUUGAUGAGAUGAUGGAACACAGAGCCACGUUCUUUUCUCUUACUUUACUGUGUUACUGUGCGAUUAUACUCGUAAAUUUGGCUCUCAUUUUGACUAUAGUCCUGAAUGAAAACCUCCAUGAGCCCAUGUACAUCUUCCUGUGUAACUUGUGCAUCAGUGGACUUUUUGGGACUGCAGGAUUUUAUCCCAAGUUCCUGCUGGAUGUAUUGUCUUAUCUGCAGGUUAUCUCUUAUGCAGGAUGUCUCAUUCAGUCUUUUGUAAUAUAUUCUUCUGCCUGUGGAGACUUUGCAAUUCUAGCAGUGAUGGCAUAUGACAGGUAUGUGGCAAUCUGUAGACCACUGGAGUAUCACUCUGUUAUGACCAGGAGGAGGGUCACUUGGUUAGUCUUUUAUCCAUGGCUCUCUACGUUCUUUUUAAUAAGUAUACAAAGUAUUUUAACAAGUACACUGAGAUUAUGUAGAUCACACAUAGAGAAGCUCUACUGUGCAAAUUGGCCCACUGUUAAACUGUCUUGCACUUCAACCAUAGCAAGUAAUAUAAUGGGGUAUAUUAACACACUUUUCUAUGCCGGACAUAUAAUAUUCAUUGUGUGUUCCUAUGUAUAUCUUAUCAGGUCAUGUUUGAAGUCUAUUGAGGACAGGGGAAAGUUUAUGCAGACCUGCAUGCCACAUUUACUGUCAUUAAUUAAUGUAACAGGUGCUCUGCUGUUUGAGGUUUUCUACAGUAGAUACGGUUCAACAGUAAUAUCACAACACUUUCAUAAUUUCAUGGCAGUACAGUUUUUAGUCAUUCCUCCAAUUCUAAACCCGCUUAUUUAUGGUGUUAAACUGAAGCAGAUUAGAAACCGAAUUAUGAGUUUGUGCAUAAGUAAAAGAACGGUGUCAUUAAAAAAGACAUUACAGUGA
Molecule: messenger RNA, 957 nt
Organism: Hypomesus transpacificus
Lineage: Eukaryota; Metazoa; Chordata; Actinopteri; Osmeriformes; Osmeridae
Product: olfactory receptor 8I2-like
Exons: 1
Coding region: 1-957 (318 amino acids)
Biological process (GO): G protein-coupled receptor signaling pathway
Cellular component (GO): membrane
Molecular function (GO): olfactory receptor activity; G protein-coupled receptor activity
Source: RefSeq, a predicted model, not a curated record